Molecule: messenger RNA, 1080 nt
Organism: Lasiosphaeria miniovina
Lineage: Eukaryota; Fungi; Ascomycota; Sordariomycetes; Sordariales; Lasiosphaeriaceae
Exons: 3
Coding region: 1-1080 (359 amino acids)
Biological process (GO): retrograde vesicle-mediated transport, Golgi to endoplasmic reticulum
Cellular component (GO): endoplasmic reticulum; SNARE complex
Source: RefSeq, a predicted model, not a curated record
AUGGCCGACCUAACAACAGCAUUUGACGCCCUUCUGGCAGGGCUCGAGACCCCCCCAACGAAACGCUUUAACUUGGACACGGCUGGCGAGUUUCUCAAGGAAGCAUACCGGAUAAGUUCGCUAGUCGCACGACUACAUGACGAGCUGCGAAACCUUUGUCAGGCCUACCUCUCAACGGCGGCUCCGCGCAAGACACAUCUCCGUCCCGCAAGCCAUGGGAACCCUGCACACCCGCCAAGCCCUGCCCGUCUGACGGAACGGGACCGUGAAGAGAUCGAUGCCAAGGCCAAGAUGACACUCCGGGACCUCAAUGCCCGCAUUCGCGCUCUCGAGGACGCCGAGAAGCUGCGCCAGAGCACAGAGACGGCGUUGCUGCAAAAGAAAUAUGCCCGCGCUCUGGGGGCGUUGGGAUCAUGGGCGGCCGGGGGCGGCGCGCUUGGCACGGGAAAGAGUAACGAGCAGGUCGUAGCUGAGGCCGUAACUCGCCAGCUUGGAGCACAUAGGGAGAGCGUCAUCUGGUUUCUGAGACAGCGUCUACAGGAGACGGCAAGGACGCAGCAGAGAAUGAUGGAGACUCGCCUGAGGAGAGAAGUGGAGAAGAAUAGAAGCGUGCUUGCCAAGGCCCGCGGAUCUUCCCUGCUGGCAGGAAGGGAUACGGAUGACCUGAGCCUGGGAAAGGCCACGCCUACUACUCUAAUCGGCAGCAGUACUCGUCUCCCGGGUGAGGAAGGGGAGAAGAGGUUACCUCCGGAUGGUCUCACAGACGAACAGAGGCAGUUGUUCGAGAAAGGCAACCAGGACAUGCUUAAGCACUUCGAGAGCACGUUGGACAAAGUCAGGACGGCCGAGAAGUCUCUUGUCGAAAUUUCGGAGCUCCAAAAUGUGCUCGUAAAUAAUCUGGCCACCCAGUCGGCACAUAUCGACCAGCUGGUGGCCGAGUCCCUCGAAACAACAGAGGGUAUCGGUAAAGGAAAUAAAGAGCUCAAAAAGAGCGCCGCGAGAACUAGUCCGGCUCGAUACACUUUCUUUGCCGCCGCAGGACUGUGUACCCUGCUUGUCGUCUGGGAUCUGCUAAUAUAG